AUGCGCUUUUACGCCUCGUUUUCUCUAGCCUUUGGGCUUGUGGCUGCCGGCCCUUGCAAGCCGUUGACUUCAGGUUCAACUGCUGUUUCUGCAACUUUCUCCUCUUCUGUAACCGAGAUCUCUAGCACGCUCGCUGAGUCCGCGACUUCUACAGUCGAAACUCUCGCUACUGAAACUUCAACUGGGGUUGAAUCUGAGACAUCGACUGCGAUCGACACCACCGUUACUGAAGCCUCAACUUUUGUUGGCUCUGCCACCACCGAAACUACCGAUGUCACUAUCUCGGCUUCUGAGGCGUCGUCUCAGGCGACCUCCGCCUCGACGCUAUUCACAUCAGUGACUUCUGCUGAGGCGACCACCGCCGCGUCAACCGAGACAACAGCUGUUGAGACGUAUGCAGCUACCACGACCACAGCUGAGGCUUCUUCUACAGCCAUGGCGACUACCACCACAUCAGAAGAGCCUGCUCCCACUGACCAUCUCCUCAUCGCCGGUCAAGGCGCCGCCCAAGGCCUCCCCCUGAAAUCGACGAAUACAAAUGGCGAUUACAUCAUCUUUGGUGACCGUUCAUCAAGGUGGACAGUCGGCCGCUUCGUCAUCGAUGACACCACCGGAUACCUCACCCGAGAUGGCAUUCCCGUCUGCGCAAAGUACCAUUUCAUGGAUAGAAGCGCCGCCUUGACUCCUUGUUCAACCGAGUACUACCAGUAUGGCACGGCUCGCCUCACCUGUGCGCGAAAUCCUGCGGCUGGUACUGCUCUUCAGUGCUCUGCCGUGAAGUUGGACUGUGUGUCCAAUGGACCAGGUGACAGCCAAGGCUGUACUGUUUCGACUGAGGCCCAUUGGACCAAGUUCUUUAUCAGCACUAGCUCCGACUAUACUGUGUACCUCGGUGCUGAUGACUUGGCAGUGUCGUACCGAGUGCCUGUAGACAUUUACGUGGAUCGAGCUCCCACUAUUGUUACUCCAACUGCACCUUAG
This is a messenger RNA of Fusarium mangiferae, 981 nucleotides long. RefSeq lists its product as uncharacterized. Bases 1 to 981 code for a protein of 326 amino acids. The record is from RefSeq and is a predicted model, not a curated record. The transcript is spliced from 2 exons. Lineage: Eukaryota; Fungi; Ascomycota; Sordariomycetes; Hypocreales; Nectriaceae.